Molecule: messenger RNA, 1233 nt
Organism: Lactuca virosa
Lineage: Eukaryota; Viridiplantae; Streptophyta; Magnoliopsida; Asterales; Asteraceae
Source: the annotation of a GenBank genome assembly
AUGGAGACGAUAAAGAAAGGGUUUAGGAUUUCAAAAUUAAUUUCUUUCAGCAUCUCGGAUUAUUCUCAUCAUCACCAAUCUCAUUUUCGAACUCAUCGUCGUGUAGAUUCGCCAUUGUUAAGUAGAUUUUUCUCCUCGUCGUCAUACAAUAACAGGUCUAACGAUGGUUACAGUGGUGGUAGAUCACCACCACCAAGACGACGCUCCGGCGAUGGAUUCAGCACAUCAGAUCGAACUCCUACUUCGUCACGGCUUUCUGGAUUCAACCACGGUAACGAUGACCGCGACGCCGGCGAUAAUAGGGAUCGAAGACACGCAGGAGGAAGAAGGGAUUUCGACAGCAAUAGAAGACCUAAGUACGAUGAUGAUAGUAGGUAUAGACCGAGUAACAGAGCAUCAUCGGAAGUAAACAGAACCGAUAGUCGGAAAUCUGAAACUAACAGCUCUUAUGUCCCAUUUGAUGAUGAUGACGAACAAAAGCCCCAAUUUUCUCCUAGCCCACGAGUUAAGGAUACUAAGAUUCAGGACGUUGAUGGAUUCCUCGAUAGAUUCAAGCUUGGAUUCGAUGAAGAAAAAGGUAAUCCCAUUUCUGACAAAUCGGAUACCAGCAAUAGUGCCGGAGAGGGAGAAGUAGUGGCCGAGGAGCCUCAACCACCACCACCACCACCACCAGAAGACGCUGAUGAGCUAUUUAGGAAAAUGAAAGAAACAGGGCUGAUCCCAAAUGCAGUAGCGAUGCUCCAUGGUCUGUGUAGUGAUGGAUUGGUUCAAGAAGCAAUGAAGCUGUUUGGUGUAAUGCGUGAAAGAGGAUCCAUCCCUGAGGUGGUGAUAUACACAGCAGUAGUUGAAGGGUUUUGCAAAUCUCAGAAGCCAGAUGAAGCUAUCAGGAUCUUCAGGAAAAUGCAGAACAAUGGUAUUGUACCCAAUGCAUUUAGUUAUGGUGUUCUUGUUCAGGGUUUGGUUAAAGGGAAGAGGUUAGAUGAAGCUCUUGAAUAUUGUUUGGAGAUGGUGGAAGCUGGUCAUUCACCAAAUCUGGCUACUUUUACAGGUUUGGUGAAUGGGUUUUGUAGGGAAAGAGGUUUGGAAGCUGCUGAAAUGAUGAUUAAGAGUUUGAAAGAGAAAGGGUUUGGAUUUGAUGAGAAAGGCAUUAGAGAUUUCAUGGAGAAGAAAGGUCCAUUUUCGCCUUUGGUUUGGGAGGCAAUCUUUGGGAAGAAACGUUCACAAAUGUUUUGA